GCCCCGGCUGGCCUUUAUCGCUCGCCCCGCUGGUCGCUUGAAACUUUAUCAGCGAGUCUCGCCACUCGCCGCAGACGCGAGCGGGGGGCGGGGGCGCGGCAAGGCGCCGGCGGCCGUGACGAGGCGCUCCCGGCGCUGAGCGCUUCUGCUCCGGGCACGCAUGGCGCCCGCACACGGAGUCUGACCUGAUGCGGACGCAAGGGGGUUAAUAUGAACGCCUGUCUCGGUGGAAUCUGGCUCUGGCUCCCUCUGCUCUUGACCUGGCUCAGCCCUGAGGUCAGCUCUUCAUGGUGGUACAUGAGAGCUACAGGUGGCUCCUCCAGGGUGAUGUGUGACAAUGUGCCAGGCCUUGUGAGCCGCCAGCGGCAGCUGUGCCACCGACACCCGGACGUGAUGCGUGCCAUCGGCCUGGGCGUGUCCGAGUGGACGGCAGAGUGCCAGCACCAGUUCCGCCAGCACCGCUGGAACUGCAACACCCUGGACAGGGAUCACAGCCUCUUCGGCAGGGUCCUGCUUCGAAGUAGCCGGGAAUCUGCCUUUGUUUACGCCAUCUCCUCAGCUGGAGUUGUAUUUGCCAUCACCAGGGCCUGUAGCCAAGGAGAAUUAAAAUCCUGUUCCUGUGACCCAAAGAAGAAGGGAACCGCCAAGGACAGCAAGGGCACUUUUGACUGGGGUGGCUGCAGUGAUAACAUUGACUAUGGGAUCAAGUUUGCCCGAGCCUUUGUGGACGCCAAGGAAAGGAAAGGAAAGGAUGCCAGAGCCCUGAUGAAUCUUCACAACAACAGAGCCGGCAGGAAGGCUGUAAAGCGGUUCUUGAAACAGGAGUGCAAGUGUCAUGGCGUGAGCGGCUCAUGUACCUUGAGGACCUGCUGGCUGGCCAUGGCCGACUUCAGAAAAACGGGCGAUUAUCUCUGGAGGAAGUACAACGGAGCCAUCCAAGUUGUCAUGAACCAGGAUGGCACUGGUUUCACUGUGGCUAACAAGAGGUUUAAAAAGCCGACGAAAAAUGACCUCGUGUAUUUUGAGAAUUCUCCAGACUACUGUAUCCGGGACCGGGAUGCAGGCUCCCCGGGUACAGCAGGCCGUGUGUGCAACCUGACUUCCCGAGGCAUGGACAGCUGCGAAGUCAUGUGCUGUGGGAGAGGCUAUGACACCUCCCGCGUCACCCGGAUGACCAAGUGCGAGUGUAAGUUCCACUGGUGCUGUGCUGUGCGCUGCCAGGACUGCCUGGAGGCCCUGGAUGUGCACACGUGCAAGGCCCCGAAGAGCCCCGACUGGGCGGCUCCCACAUGACCCCAGCGGAGGUCACCAUCCACCUUCCCUCCCACAAGGACUCCAUUGGAUCUGCAAGGAUGCUGGGCUCUUGGGUUCCCUCUGGGAGAUGUUUCCUUAGGCACGUGGCCUUUGUCUCUACGGAAGCCUCUUCCCGCUCCCUGGGGGCCCAGGACGGGGCCCGCACGCUGCACAUUAAGCAUGCCCUAUUUUCUCCGACUGCCGGCAUCCUGAGGCACGUCUCUUCCUGGUCGCGACGGGCUGUUAGAGGGGGGAGGGGUGGUGGGCCCAGACCACUGUCUCUACCCACCUAGACAUUUCCUCUUCUAGAACAGUUGGCCAGAGGGAAAAAGAGUGUCUCAAAGGAGCUUCCUCUGUGGUUUCCAACAAAUGUUCACAGUUAAGAAAUUCCAUACUUCUGUCCGGAGGGUGAAAUAUAGAAAGCAGGAUAAACCCCUACUGAAUUAACUUUAAUUCUUGAAAAGACCAAGCAAGGCUUUUGCCUGAUCAAGUGAUUUUCACAGCCACCACCUCUGGGGUGAUUGGUAAUUGGCUGGAGAAAAAUGGCUUUCAAUAAACUUUAGGUUUCAAAUGCACGCAUUUCAAGGCAUUUGUUGCCAUAUUAAAAUCUGAUGUGACAAGGUGGGUCUGUUGUCCUUUGGUACAGUUUGGAGUCUGUGCAAUAGCAAAAGCCUCAGAAAGUGAUUGCUUUGCAUUACUGUCCACUCAAUAUAAAGAACUUUUUAGGGAAUGAGAUCACUUAGAAUCUGAAGGGAAUUUAAAAGAAAACUGAUGAUCUGGCAGUAUUCUGUAACUGUUGGGUGAAGAUGGAGGAAAGUAACCUAGUGAGUGGAAUGUCAGAAAACACAACUGUACAGAUAAGGGGGAAGGGGGGGAAUGAAAUUCCUACCUGGUGUGAUGCUUGUGGCCCAUGGAAUUCUGUAACUGAAAUGGCUUUAAGAAUGAAAACUUUGGGGAUGACAAGACCAGGGAACCAAAAUGCUGACAGAGAGGUUUCCAGAGCGAGGUCACGCCUGGACAGCUCCAACCAUAAGUGGACAACUAAAAGAAGUCGGCCGUGUGCGCAAAGGGGCAUCAACUAGUUCCUGUCGCCCUUCAAGCACAUUGUAAAGACCUGACAUAUUUAAUUGUGUUCAUUGGAUGCUUACAAGAUGACAAGAUACCAUAGCCUAAAGCAAAUAACACAUAGCCUUGCUUAUAAAGUUGGUAACCCUAGUGUAUUAUAUUGCAAACAAAUUGUAACUUGGAGACUAUAUUUAAGGGACCCAGCUGUAAUUAUGGGAACAUCGAUAUGCAAAUUGUGGCUGGCUUCUGCCCUAAACCGAAAGAUGACAUCCAAGGAAAAUGGAGAGGCUGCCGGCCCCGUUUUAUCAGAUGAAAGAUGUAUCAGAUGAAAGAAAGGUGAAGUACCCGAAGGUACUCCUCAUUCCCCCGCUCCAGUUAGGUUCAAGUUCUAAGUGUGAUCUCUUCACAGAGCUACAUUAACUAACAGGAUGAUUCGUUACGGGCAUCUGGUGUCACAUUACUGCUGCUUGCUUACCCUUUGAUACUUUGGCCUUCAGGUUCUCUAUCCUUGAUUUAGAGCAGGACAUUGACACCAAGCCUCUUGGAAAUCAACCCUCUGGAGUGCUUUGUCAUAAUGAUAUUUGCCUCCUAGCUUUCUUAAAAAUGACAGAAUUCACCUCUUUUCACUCACUCCCAAACCCUAAAAUUAAUUGUCUAAUUUUUCCAAAGUGGCUCUUCCUUCUUUUUAUUCUAAGGAUUCAGAGGGUGGGAGGAUGGAGCAUGG
Messenger RNA from Globicephala melas (long-finned pilot whale), 3082 nucleotides. It is a transcript of the gene WNT2, whose product is annotated as Wnt family member 2. The record is from RefSeq and is a predicted model, not a curated record. Lineage: Eukaryota; Metazoa; Chordata; Mammalia; Artiodactyla; Delphinidae. Gene Ontology annotation, cellular component: extracellular region. Gene Ontology annotation, molecular function: frizzled binding; cytokine activity. Gene Ontology annotation, biological process: cell fate commitment; multicellular organism development; canonical Wnt signaling pathway.